UGCCGAAACAAAGGUCAACUUCCAACGCAUUUCUUGUGAACUCCGCCCACGGCAGAAACACACCUGGCCGCGGGCUCGCAGCGAGCUCAGGUGAGGCAUUCAGAGCGCGUGAGGCGAGGUAGCGGCGCGUCAUGGCGGAGUCGCAGCUCUUGUGUAUGGAGGACGGGCUCAUGCCCCCCGCGGUGCCCGAGUCCCGGCCGCAGUUCUACUACAGCGAGCAGCACCGGGUGGCCCUCGAGCGCCUGAUCACCGACGGAGACGGAGCCUUCAAGAGCCUCCUGAAGGACGAGAACAGCCAAGACUUCCUGUCGGCGCGGGAAAUCAAGACCAUCACCAGCAGCUUCGUUAAAUACAAGUCCGAGGAAGACAACGGAGGAGCGUCAGCGGGUCAAGACAAACGAGGCGACGCCGGGUCACUGCGCUCCACGUACUGGCCGCAGAUGUCGGACACCGAGGUCCCGCCGCUGGACAUCGGCUGGCCCUCAUCGGGGCUCUUUAAAGGGGUCACCCGGGUGGCUGUGCACACACACCCGCCCAAAGAGAACAGCCCGCACAUCAAACUAAUACACCAGCAAACCAAUACAAGAGUCGUGGCUAUCGUGAUGGACCUGCUGACCGAUCUGCAGAUUCUGCGGGAUCUGUUCGAGGUGUCCAAGCGCGGUGUGCCCGUCUACAUUGUGCUGGACGAGCAGGGAGCGCCGCACUUUCUGGACAUGUGCAGCCGGCUGAAGGUCGGAGAAAGAGAGCUGAAGAAUGUCCGGACUCGGACCGUAAAGGGAAUCGGGUUGAAUCUGUCCGUGGGGAGAAUCCCGGGAAACGUCCACAGCAAGUACAUGCUCAUCGAUGGAGAUAAAGUCAUGUUUGGAACGUACAGUUUCUCCUGGAGCUCUUCUCGAAUGGACAGAAACAUGAUCACGGUGAUGUCAGGGCAGGUGGUGGAUUUCUACGAUAACGAUUUCCGAGAACUUUACGCCAUCUCAGACAAACUGGACCUCUUUAAGGAGUUUAACAUCACUAAGCCCCAAACAGGAACGGUGUCGCGGGCCGCGGUGCCCAAACGCCCCGAAGCGGCCACUUCACGCUUCCAGGUCAACCUCGGAGAUGUGAAAGUGCCUGCACACAAGUACCACAAUCCCAAAUACCUGCUAGCGCUCGGACAGAUCCCGGGACGCACGGAGCCGCUACAGGACUUCCUCAAUAAGAUGGAGCCGCCCGAUCCGGGUCAGCAGGACCUGGAGAAUCCCACAGAAGAGCUGGAGAACAUCACACCCGCUGCCUCUCCGCCCGAGAAGAAAGAGUCCAAGAAGCUCAAAAUACUGACAUUAAGCACAAAGAAAGGGAAGAAAGGGAAGAAGGACGAGAAGAGUGAUGAGGUUAUUGAAGAAAACACUGCAAACCCUUCAGACGAGGCGUCUAAACACACGCUCACCAGAGACGAGACGCAGGACAGCCUCAAGAAGAAGAAGAAGAGCAGAUUCAUGAGCUUUUUCAGAAGAAGCUGAAUGAGGGUUGUUUUAAUUAUACCCGCUGUUUUUAACUCCUGAAGACUGUUAACCCUCAUGUUUACAGAACCGGUGACUCCUGGUGUGUUUGUGCUGUGAAACGCUUCUCAGCUCUGUGUUCAAAUGUUUGAUUGUGAUAGUAAAACCUUCUAAUGAUGUACAAUUCUUGAUAAGGAAACCAAGUAUUGUCUAAAUUACAUUAAAGGGGAAGUUUAGGGGUAAAACUGUGUUUCAGAUAUCUAUCAUUCUGGAAACCUGUGAAAAAGCGGGAAAUGGUGCAUAAAGAGAGGAUGGUUGCACUUUUAUUUUACAGUACAUGUACUGACAGUGUUCAUACAUUAGAAUGUAAUGUAAGGUAUGCGGUAUGGUUAGGUUUAGGGGUAGGUCCAGGGUCAUUACCUAGUUAUUGUAAUUACUUAGUAUGUACAUGUGGAAGAGAACUGUACGAUAAAGUGCUACCAAGACUAGGUUUAUUUGUGUACUACUUCUCACAGUUUUUCCCAGCUAACAGAAAAAUUUCUUUCAAGAUUCUUUCAAAGUUAUGAACAAACGUUCUUCCAGCUCAUGUUUGUUCAAAGUUAAUAUCUCCUCUUUGAUAAUGUUUUCAAAAUGUUAGUUAUUGUGUAUAUGUCAUCUGUAGAAUGUCGGUGAAACAUUUUAGUUGGACGUCUGUGCUACACACAUUUUUCAAAUGUUGCAACUUGUUCAGAGAACAUUUAAAGUAACGUUCCCAUAAUGUUUGCAAAAUGAUUUCACGUUAAUAAACUGGAGGCUUUGAACUUUC
Molecule: messenger RNA, 2286 nt
Organism: Cyprinus carpio (common carp)
Lineage: Eukaryota; Metazoa; Chordata; Actinopteri; Cypriniformes; Cyprinidae
Product: protein FAM83F-like
Exons: 4
Coding region: 132-1502 (456 amino acids)
Molecular function (GO): catalytic activity
Source: RefSeq, a predicted model, not a curated record